UGUUUUAAAAAAAUUAACAGAGCGGUGGUGUUAUAUUGGAGGUGUUAAGUGUUUGGGCUCCCGCUGUUCCUUCUGAGUGAGUUUCACCGCGAACUUGCGGUUUCAUUGCGCUUCUGGGCAUGUUUUGGGUGCUUUUAUUCUGAAAUGCUCGCAGCGGAAAAUGCUGUUGCUACGAGGAAGAUAACACGGCGUGCCUUCUGCUGCUUCACCGGACGAUUUGAAACACGUUGAGCUCAAACUGAGGAUGACUGACUCGUCGCUUCUCAACUCCGAGCUGGAGUUACAGCAACAAGAGGAACUCUACCAGCAGCUGCUGUUCCAGACGAGGGGAAAGCUUCAGGCAGAAACUCCAGAUUCCACACUAAUCCGGCCUCAACCAGGUCUGUGUGUGAAGACGUUCUCGGAGCCGAACAAGCAGAAGGUUUUCAUAAACAUCUGCCAGUCGACUUCCGUCCCGCCCCCGCCUGAGCUCUCCCGAGAGGAGCUUGUGCUGCUGCUCCAGUCGGAGGAUCCCAGCGGCUACAGAGUUCCGAUGAGCCUGGGCGAGCCGCACGCAGAAACAGACAACAACUCUCAGGGUUGCACAGCCUACGACGUCGUCAUCAACCAGGACUUCUUCCAGAAGAGUCAGAAGGAUCCUCUGUUCCAGCAGUUUGUUAUCUUGGUGUCUGUGGAGGGCCUGGAGAAUAAAUACAGUCUGGAGCUGAACAGAGACUGGAAAGUGCUGAAGAACAGAAAAUUCCUGGGCUCUGUCAGUGAGCAGAACAUCCGGACGAAGAGCAGGCCGGUGAUCCAGGAACUGCAGCCUCAGGAAAACGCCCCAGCAUGUGUUAAAAGACCAGAAUGCUCGCUGGUGGUGGAGCCCCCUACUGGACACCCGGAGUACCUCAUUGCAGAGAUAAAGCUCCCUGGAGUGUCAUCUUCUCGCUCUCUGGUUCUGGACGUCGGAGAGGACCGGCUGGUGCUGACGGCGCGACCGUCGCUCUACCACCUCGACAUCUUCCACCCGUUCUUGGUUGACCAGCAGAACAGUGUGGCGCAGUACAACAAGAGCACACAGAUUCUCACUGUCACCAUGCCGGUGGGCUCAUCAGCGCCAUGAAGCUGCUGAAGGAUCUUAUUUAUUUUUUCCUACACAAAAAAAAUGCUGUGACAAUUAAAGUUUGUUUUUUUGUU
Xiphophorus hellerii (green swordtail) is the source of this 1176-nucleotide messenger RNA. RefSeq names its product PIH1 domain containing 1 (gene pih1d1). Gene Ontology annotation, cellular component: cytoplasm; ribonucleoprotein complex; R2TP complex. Gene Ontology annotation, biological process: box C/D snoRNP assembly; rRNA processing. The record is from RefSeq and is a predicted model, not a curated record. Bases 245 to 1102 code for a protein of 285 amino acids. The transcript has 11 exons. NCBI's taxonomy places the organism in Eukaryota, Metazoa, Chordata, Actinopteri, Cyprinodontiformes, Poeciliidae.